Molecule: messenger RNA, 1359 nt
Organism: Folsomia candida
Lineage: Eukaryota; Metazoa; Arthropoda; Collembola; Entomobryomorpha; Isotomidae
Exons: 8
Coding region: 164-1195 (343 amino acids)
Source: RefSeq, a predicted model, not a curated record
CGCGUGUUCUGCAUCUCAUAUGCUUUGAUUUUCUUGUCUGCAAAAUCUUUCCCACCGGCCGACACACACACGAGUGGCUGUUCCUUGGUUCUUUGUCAUCUUAUCAUCUGCGAACAGAUAACGUCGACAAAUAGUGUCACUGACCGGAUUGUUUAUCACUAAAAUGGAACCGUCUUCAGCCGUAUCUGAACCUGGAGAUGAUUCAACUCUCAUUUCCUCUGAGCAGUCUGAGUUCAAUGGUAGCAGUGGACAAGAAAUUACAGCUAUAACGGACGCUACUAAACAUCUAAGUUUUGCGGAGGAACAAGAACAAAGUCCAAAUGUUGAGAUAAAGGAGGAAACCAGUUUGCUUGUUCUUUCAAGAUAUUUGAGUGUCGCCGUUAGUGAACAAGGAAGUCGUAAGUCUUCUGCUCUUCUCAAGGAUGAGACAAUGAGUACUUUGCUGGUUUGGUCUCUUAUGGAGGAUUCGUCAAUUAAGAUAACGACCGCAGCCCUGGAUGUUUUUGAAAUUCUUUUGACCAAUCAGCGAAACCAUACUCUUCUGCAGAAACUCCCAUGCUUUUUACCUAUGCUGGAAAGAAUUUCCAGAGAGAAAAAAUACACAUCAGAUAUUCGACAGGAUUGCGCCAACAUGCUACGUGUAUUGAAACAGGUGAAGAAACCUUUGGGCGAUCAACCAAUGUCUAGUAGGAAUAUAGAAAAUGCGGGCCCAGAAGGUCAAAAUACCAAGACGUCCACUUUAACCAGAGCUAAACAGAGGGGUCGAGAAACGAUUUUAAAAGUUGGUUCCGAAGUACUUCAACAUAACCAGAAUCGAUUAAUGAUUGAACGGGCUUUGAUUAAAAUUAAAGGUAUCAUAUCUUUGACUUUCGACCUUCCUAAGAACUACUGCAUUAUUAGAGGAAAACAAAAUAUUGGAUCAAAAGUGUUUGGAUCUGCAGUUGCCAAUCUUGGAUUUAAUGUGUCCCUUGUUUAUAAAAAUGAGCACCAAGAAGAGAUUAUGGUUUCAAUUUCGCCUGAUGAGAAGAAUGAAAUUUCGAAAGAGAACAUGCCAGAUUAUCUACCUGAAGAUGAUUAUGCCAACUCGUCAGUCGCAGAUAAUGCUAUGUGCAAGCAAAAACUACAAGACAAGAAUCCAGAGGCUUCAAUUUUCAAUUCAGCCCUCAAUUUUGUCCGCAGCUCGUUUUAUUGGUAAUUAACAUUCCAGUUUUUUGUUUCAAGCGUAGAAAUAAUUCAAUCGCGUGUUUAAUUAGAAUAAUUUUUAUAAAUAUUAUGUCGUGCUAUGCGGUUUGUUACUUUUGUACGCAAAUAUUAGAAUUUACAUAUUUAAGCAAUGAGAUAUAAAUGUCUUUUCACUAA